Messenger RNA from Malassezia vespertilionis, 1119 nucleotides. RefSeq lists its product as uncharacterized. Lineage: Eukaryota; Fungi; Basidiomycota; Malasseziomycetes; Malasseziales; Malasseziaceae. Gene Ontology annotation, molecular function: polyubiquitin modification-dependent protein binding. Gene Ontology annotation, cellular component: cytosol. The record is from RefSeq and is a predicted model, not a curated record. Gene Ontology annotation, biological process: ubiquitin-dependent protein catabolic process. Bases 1 to 1119 code for a protein of 372 amino acids. The transcript has 4 exons.
AUGACGGGCACGCAAGAGGAGAGCGGCAUUACGGUGACAAUCAGGGGCCCUAGCGCCCUGAAGCUAUCACUGAAUGUGACGCUUGACAUGAGCGUCCAUCAACUUAAGCAAAAGAUCGAGGAGACAAACAAGGAGUUUCGAACGGACAGCGGUAAAGUCCUCAAGGACCCCGACACGCUCGAGUCGUACCAGGUUCAAAAUGGACACACCAUCCACAUGGUCCGCGGCGCCGCGCGAACGACUCCAGACGCGGGAACCACUGCACAGAGCGCUACGCGCACUGCAGAAUCGCAGGGCGUGCCUGCGAACCUGUCGUCUGGGCAGCAGUUUACCAACAACCCUCUCUCUGCACUGAACCGUGCGGACUAUGCCGGGCCGCACAUGGCGAGCCUGCUUAACGAGGCGGGCGGCAUGUUUGGCAACUUUGGCGGGAUGAACCCCCGCGACCCUAACGUGAUGCUCGGCAUGAUGCAGAACCCUGAAUUCUUGCAGCACAUGCGCGAGAUGCUUUCCCAGCCUGAGGUCGUGGACCACAUCAUUGCGAGCAACCCCCAAAUGCAGGCGAUGGGGCCGCAUAUGCGGGAGCUGUUGCGCUCGGAGCAGUUUCAGGAAAUGGUGACGAACCCCGAAUCGAUCCAACGCAUUGCGCAGCUAUCGCAGGUGCUUGGCGGCGCCGGUGCCGGUGCCGGUGCCGGCCUCGGCGGCGCACGCGCGGCAAACGACGCUGGCGAGACGAACCCGCCGCCCAAUCUGUUUGCAGCGCUUGGCGGCCUCGGUGGCAUGGGCGGCGGCGCAAAUAUGGAUUCCCAGCAGGGUCUUGCACAGCUGCAGCAGAUGCUCGGCCAGAGCGGCGGCGCGGCAAAUCCACUCGCUGGUCUCGUUGGCCAGGGCGGCGGUGCGGCAAAUCCACUCGCUGCUCUCGCUGGCCUGGGCGGCCUAGGCGGAGCGCCUUCCGCACCGAGCGCGCCCACCGAUACCCGCGCGCCUGAAGAGCGUUUCGCCGCGCAGCUGGAGCAGCUGCAAGGGAUGGGCUUUUACGAUGCAGCGGCCAACCUGCGUGCGCUUUUGCUGAGCGGCGGAAGUGUCGAGGGAGCUGUGAGUGUACUGAUUGGCAAUUAG